GCCACGCCCCCCGUAACGCGGAACCUCCGUGCGCGGCGGGAGGAGCCGCCCGGGCCCCACAGUGCGGCGGCACGAUGAACACGAAGCAGGUGACGUGCAGGUAUUACUUGCAGGGCGUGUGUCGGGAGGGAAGCAAAUGCAUGUUCUCCCAUGAUUUGUCUACCAGCAAAUCCUCCACCAUCUGCAAGUACUACCAGAAGGGGCAGUGYGCCUACGGCUCCCGCUGCAGGUAUGACCACGUGAGGCUCCCGGCGCCGGCCGGAGCUGCGGCCCCUCCGCCCCCCGCGGCCCCCGCCAGCCCCCGGCAGCCCCCCGAGCACGGCCCCGGCGCCACGCGCAGCAAGAGGGAGAAGAGGACGCUGGUGCUCAGGGACAGAAAUCUGUGCGGCGCGAGCGAAGAGAAGGCACGGCCCGGUGCCCUCAGUGCCCCCGGCGGCCCCGGAGCCGUGCUGUGCUGCAGUGAGCCGGCUGACAGCGCCGAGGGGAAGCCCCAUUCCUACCUGGAGGCCAUCUGCAGCGGCCUGGAGGAGCCCGGGGCCGGGGGCUGCCCCGGGGAUGGGGAGCAGCUGUGUCCCUACGCUGCUGCUGGCACCUGUCACUUCGGGGAGCGCUGCCUCUACCUGCACGGGGAGCUGUGCGAGAUCUGCGGCCUCCGGGUGCUGCACCCCUUCGACCAGGAGCAGAGGAAGGCCCACGAGAUGAUGUGCAUGGCAACGUUUGAGCACGACAUGGAGAGGGCCUUUGCCUUCCAGGCCAGYCAGGACAAGGUGUGCAGCAUCUGCAUGGAGGUGGUGUACGAGAAACCCUCGGCCUCCGAGAGGAGGUUUGGGAUCCUCUCCAACUGCAACCACACGUACUGCCUGUCCUGCAUCCGGCAGUGGAGAUGUGCCAAGCAGUUYGAGAACCCCAUCAUCAAGUCCUGCCCCGAGUGCCGGGUCAUCUCCGAGUUUGUCAUCCCCAGUGUGUACUGGGUGGAAGACCAGGAGAAGAAAAAUGAGCUGAUUGAAGCAUUUAAGCAGGGAAUGGGGAAAAAGCCCUGCAAGUACUUUGAUCAAGGGAAGGGAACGUGUCCCUUUGGAGGGAAGUGUCUUUACCUCCACGCUUACCCCGACGGGACCCGAGCUGAGCCUGAGAAACCCAGGAAACAGCUCAGCUCCGAGGGCACCGUGCGGUUCUUCAACUCGGUGCGCCUGUGGGAUUUUAUCGAGGACAGGGAGAGCAGGAGCGUGCCCAGCACRGACGACGACGUCACGGAACUGGGGGAACUGUUCAUGCACCUCUCUGGGGCUGAGGAGGAUCCCCCUGCUGCCCCCUGAGGACACCACAGCCCCUCGGAGCCCAGCAAUGCAGCUAUUUAUUAGCCAUGCUUUUACUCUAUCCAGCACAGGUAGAACAAAUGUGCCCUGGUGGUUACUUGUGCAGUCCUGGUAAAGUUUUCAGAUAGUUUUUAUAUGGCAACAAAAAAAAAAAAAGACUAAAAUAUAUUUUAAAAAAAAUUUGGCUGCAUGGAAAAAAAAAUCCCUUAAUCCAGGAGGGCUUUCUCCCUCUCUGGCCUAACAUACUGUCUUGUGAGCGGAGUGGUAGUGUAAAUACAGAUCCAGGGAAAGCUUAAGCUGGUAAAAACUGUUGCUAAAUAGAAUUUGGGUGCUUUUGGGUUUUUUGUCUCCACUAAAUAYGCUAAAUGUGUGACUAGAAAACCCACUGGGAAUAAUGGUCAGUGUAGGGUUUUCUCCUUAAACAGGAGCUGGUACAUUAUACCUCAGAUUGUUCCUAGAGUUCAGAGCAGAGCUUACUGCACUCUCAGGGGCAGUGUUGGGGCAGGGCUGGCUAGGCCUGGCUCUCCAGGUGCUGCCGGUCCAGUCCCCACCCGUUUGACACUAAUUGAAGUGUAAAGAGGCAGGAGUGGCUCCUGGAGCACCUGCUGUACAGCAAAUACAGCUGCAUUGAGUCCUAAACUCAGGCAGAGAACCAUGGUGGCACAGGGCAGAGCUGAACUGAAUCCACUGCACAGACUGGAAACUGCAGCAUGAGUGAGGUGUCCUCACUAAUCCUGCCAGAGUCCUGCCCAGAACCAGGAGUGGCUCUGCAGCAGCUCAGUGCCUCCAGUGCAAUGGGCCGGGCCCAGGAGGGCUGAGAGAUUAAUGGCCAUCUCUGCUGAGUUAACAGAAUUGUUACUGAAUUCUGCUUGGGUAAAAAGGUGACUCCUGUUGGUGUGGCAGAAGCAGUUUGGUUGUGACAUUGGACAGCAGAUGUUAAUUCUGCUGAGUCAUUUGUACAACUCUGCAGUUAAACCAGGAUUUCAGGGUGCACACAAGCAAAGUGAUGCUGAGUAACAGCACGGACACACCUGAGGCUGAGCUGCCAGRCUGACUCAUGGCCUUGUCACUCACUGGGGGCUGGACUGAGAUGCUGCCUGAGCAGUGUUUGUAACCAUAAAKAGAUGGGGGUUAUUUUAGAACAGCUGGGUUGCAAAGAAAGGCAGGUGUGCAUUAUUAUCUGUAGGAACAGCAUUAUAAAAGCAUAAAAAUAACACUUAAAAUGUGUAAAAAGGAAAGAAAGGCUCAGAGCAGAAAGUCUGUAACGGGCAGCCCUGAUCAGUGACAGGACUGUGUGAUGGUCACAGUCUCRAUCCAGCAGGGGUGGCACACACAGGUACCUCCCCUGGGUGGUGUUUUACACUCUGUUCCAACAGUGGAGCCCGGGCAGGCCUCUGGGUACACCCCAGAAGUGAGGCUGGAGCACCUCAGGGCUCUCUGGUGAUUUCUGACCCUUCCAAGACCUGACACUGCCUCUCUGUGAGYCCAGGAGGGAUGRAAAMCCUCAGCCCUGUGACUUUCUUUGGGCUGGGGCGAGUGUGACACCUGAACCUUCUCCUUUACCUGGCACCCAAGCAGAGCUGUAGGUGGAGGGUGCUCACCCCCUUUCUCCACCCCACACCCCAAAACUCCUUCUCMCCUGGGUCAGGCAGGGGCUGCACACCCAGCUCCAGCAAAGCACCCCCUUGGUCUGGGUCACUAACCAGGAAUGUGCCAGUCUCACCCAAGGAUCAGACCUCAACCCAGCCAGGGUCAGACCUCAACCCCCUGGGACGUUUUUGUGCCCAAAGCCCUGAGUGUGUCAAAGCUGGAGAGUGGUGAGGGCACAGAAAUCACUCGGACAGUGAAGGAAAAUGGAUACAGAGACUGGGGCAGGAAGCUGCUGGGACACCAGGGCCAGCCCUGCUGGGGUGGUGACACAGGGAGGGAACAGCAGGAACCUUCAUCUGGGAUUCCAACACSUUUAACUGGAACCAAAGCAGCCCCUCCAGGACGAUCCACUGAGCUGCUGCUGCCAUUUCUCGGUCAGGAUGGCAUUUCUCAGUCAGGAUGGUGGCUCUGUGUCACUGGGAAAGGGAGAGCUCCUCCUCCCCUGGGUACUGCCCAGCCCUUCCCCCACACUGACCAGGCCACUCUUCUGACCUGGGAAAUGAAACUUUUCCAUAACGAUUUCCCCACUAAGGUUAAUUUUUAGCAGUGCUCACUGCAGUCAGGCAUGGCCUUGGCMGUGUCUGUAACAGCCAUCAAUUCCCCUUCUUGCUAAAACUGACCCAUGAAGGCACCUGUGAAGCUCUUCAGUCCCAUCAGUGCA
Malurus melanocephalus (red-backed fairy wren) is the source of this 3627-nucleotide messenger RNA. It is a transcript of the gene MKRN2, whose product is annotated as makorin ring finger protein 2. Lineage: Eukaryota; Metazoa; Chordata; Aves; Passeriformes; Maluridae. The coding region runs from base 75 to 1316 and encodes 413 amino acids. Gene Ontology annotation, biological process: protein polyubiquitination. The transcript is spliced from 8 exons. Gene Ontology annotation, molecular function: metal ion binding; ubiquitin protein ligase activity. The record is from RefSeq and is a predicted model, not a curated record.